AUGGACAAACAGUCUAAACGAGGACAUUCAAAAGUUAAUCCAUUAGUAAUUUUUGGGAACCAAGAGGGAUUAGUUCUUGAGAAUGAAGAUACAAAAUAUAGAAUAUCAAAAAUUGUUGGUAGUGGGGCUUUUGGUAUUGUUGCAUUUGCCGUUGAUUUAAAUACAAACGAAGUUGUUGCAAUUAAAAGAGUAAUUCAAGAUCGUAGAUAUAAAAAUCGUGAAUUGCAAAUGAUGGAAAUGCUUAAGCAUCAAAAUGUGUUGGAAUUAAAAAAUUAUUUCUAUAGUAAAGUUUCAUGUACAGAAGACUUAUGUUUAAAUGUUGUAAUGGAUUAUUUCCCACAAAAUUUACACCAAUUAAUGCAUGAUUAUCGAAGAAGAUUACCUAUUGGAUAUACAAGACUAUUUUCAUAUGAAUUAGCUAGGGCUCUUGGAUAUAUUCAUUCAUUUGGAAUGUGUCAUAGAGACAUUAAACCACAAAAUAUAAUGGUUAAUAGAGAUACUGGUGAUUUAAAAUUAUGUGACUUUGGAAGUGCUAAAUUAUUAACUCCUGAUGAAUCAAAUAUAUCUUAUAUAUGUUCUCGUUAUUAUAGAGCACCAGAAUUAAUUUUUGGAGCUACUAGAUAUAGUACUGCGGUUGAUGUCUGGUCAUUUGGAUGUGUUGUUGCUGAAAUGAUAGUUGGUCAACCAUUCUUCCAAGGGGAAAGUGCUUCAGAUCAAAUUACUCGUAUUAUGAAAAUAUUAGGGUCUCCAACUGUGGAUGAAGUUAAAGCAAUGAACAAUGAAAGUCCAUAUACAAGAGUCCCACAUGUUGGUGGUGUUGGAAUUGAAGCUGCUCUUCGUUUCAUGAACCCACCAUUUACAGCUGUAUUAAUGUUAAUUAAAGUAAUGCAAUAUACUCCAGAAAAGAGACCAACUGCAGUUCAAUUAAUUACUGAUAAUUUCCAUAAAGAUUUGUUUACUGAAGGGUUGUUAUUACCUAACGGUAAUCCACUACCUAUUCUAACUAAUUAUGAUGAAAAUGAAUGGAAAAGAGGAGAAGAAAAAGGAGUUAAAGCUAAAAUGGAAAAUUUUGUUGAGAUGGAGAAAAAGAGAAUAAACUCACAACAAGCAGUUGCUCCAGUUACAAAACCAAGUGAAGAAAAUGCUUAG
Molecule: messenger RNA, 1149 nt
Organism: Entamoeba nuttalli P19
Lineage: Eukaryota; Evosea; Mastigamoebida; Endamoebidae
Product: protein kinase domain containing protein
Exons: 3
Coding region: 1-1149 (382 amino acids)
Biological process (GO): protein phosphorylation; signal transduction
Cellular component (GO): cytoplasm
Molecular function (GO): protein serine/threonine kinase activity; ATP binding
Source: RefSeq, a predicted model, not a curated record